Messenger RNA from Cryptococcus deneoformans JEC21, 4245 nucleotides. RefSeq lists its product as hypothetical. Gene Ontology annotation, biological process: DNA integration. Bases 1 to 4245 code for a protein of 1414 amino acids. Lineage: Eukaryota; Fungi; Basidiomycota; Tremellomycetes; Tremellales; Cryptococcaceae. Gene Ontology annotation, molecular function: nucleic acid binding. The transcript has a single exon. The record is from RefSeq and is a predicted model, not a curated record.
AUGAUGGACGUCAUCGAUGACGCCAUGCUUGAGGCACGUUUCCUUCAGGUGCCGACACGCCCCCGCCACCCACCAACCGUCGCCAACGUCAUCGCUCCCGUCCCCGCGCCUCCACUCAUUGCCAAACUCGCCCCCGCCCCCUCCACCACCACGAAGGGCCACACUACGCAACAGCUCGACUGGCUCGACCCCGCCAAACGGCUCCCCCUCGGUGACGCCGGCCGAUCCGCCCGCGCCUAUCUUCAAAGCAUCAACGCGUGUUUCUCAUGCUGCGUUGUCGGCCAUCACCGCCUUAUUUGCCCAACCCGCCCCCCCUCCACCCCGCCCAACGCCUCCGCGUCCGUGCCGGUCGCUAACCUCGUCUCCCUUGCCGACGACGAUGAGUCCGACCACCACGGCGUUUUCGCUGUCGACCCUGUCACAGACACUCUAGUACAGGAUGCCUCGUCUGCGCUCGCUGGGUCAGUACCUCUCAUCAUGGUCAAUUGCCGUUUCAAGGCUGACGGAGACACUGUCCCAGCACUCGUUGAUUGCGGCGCUGGCAUCAACGUCAUUGACCGGGCGUACGCAGAGCAACAGGGAUGGCAAGGACGGCCGAUUAUACCGGUGGGGACCAAAAUGGCAGACAAUCGGGCGGGUCCAGUCGUAGACCAGGAGUAUGUAGUGGAUGUAAUCAUUGGUGACACUACCUACAACGCUACCCCAUUCUACGCCAUGGCCCUUGGUCCACGAUACCGCCUUAUCCUCGGUUUACAGUUCUGUCGUCAACACCGCCUAUUUGAUGGGGCGGAGCGUUUAAAUCACCUCCUCAAUGCAGGGGGGUCAUCCUAUACAUCGCUUGUGCAACUACAACUCAACUCCAUCACACCAGUCGAAUCCCCGACCGUAAGCACUGAACGCCACUCCCACUCUGACGCCAUCCUCCGUGAAUUUGCCGACAUCCUUCCAGCCAAUAUCUCUGACGUCUCCCACUACCCGCCCAUUUGUUCGUCCACCUCCCAAGUCCGCCACCGAAUAAACAUUCUUCCUGAUGCGAUGCCUGUCGCUCGAGCUGGAUUUCGAGUACCGUUAGCGUGGCGCGACACCCUUCGACAAGAAAUCGAGAAACACUGUACCGCAGGCCGCCUCCGUCCAUCCAGUUCCCCUUGGGCCGCCCCUGCUUUCCUCAUUAAGAAAGAAAAUGGCAAAUUCCGGUUCCUCUGCGAUUUUCGCGGCCUCAAUAGUGUCACGGUUAAAGAUCGCACCCCGGUUCCCAACAUUGACGACAUUCUCCAACGCGCCGCCCGUGGCAAGGUUUUCGCCAAACUCGACCUUACCGAUGCAUUUUUUCAGACGCUCAUGCACGAGCCCGAUAUCGAGAAAACGGCAAUUAGCACUCCCUGGGGUUUAUACGAAUGGGUUGUGAUGCCGCAAGGCGCGUGCAACUGGCCGGCAACACAACAACGCCGCCUCAACGAGGCUUUACGUAACCUCAUCAGUGUUUGUUGUGAAGCUUAUGUCGAUGAUAUCAUCAUUUGGGGUGCGACCGACUCUGACUUAGCGAAAAAUAUUCGCGCGGUUCUCACGGCUUUACGUAACAGCGGGUUUGUUUGCUCGCCUAGCAAGUCGAAAUUUUUCGUCGACUCAGUCUCCUUCCUGGGCCACGUAAUCUCCCCCAAUCACAUUGGGCCAGAUCCGAAGAAAGUCGAAGCACUACGCGCAUGGCCAUCUCCUGGUUGUGUGAAAGACCUCCGAUCCUUUCUUGGCCUUCUCCAAUAUUUACGCAAAUUCAUCCCACACAUCGCCACCAAGACGUCCGUUCUCACGGCUCUUCUCCCUCCGAACAAGACAGCAGAGAAAGCGUAUGAAUCCCGUAAACGUCAACUGGCUAAGGGCCUCCCAGCUGAGCGAUUAGAAUCACUGAGUUGGGUAUGGAAGUGGACAACGUCGGCGCAAGACGCGUUUGAGGCGCUGAAGGAAAUGGUGGCACGUAUCACAGGUCUGUCCCCCCUUUCCCAUGAAGCUAUCCUCGCAGGUCAAACCAAUCUCUACCUUUUCACCGACGCAAGCAACACCGGCCUCGGCGCCUGGUUGGGCACGGGUCUAUCCCCCGACAACGCUCAACCUAUCGCCUACGAUUCCCGCUCUCUCACCGCCGCCGAACGAAAUUAUCCGGUACACGAAAAAGAGUUAUGCGCCAUCAUCCACGCCCUCAAAGAGUGGCGGCCUCUACUUCUCGGCGUCCCGGUGCACGUCAUGACGGACCAUGCGACUCUCAAGUGGUUCUUUCAACAACCAAAUCUGUCCGAACGUCAGAAGCGAUGGCUACUAGUACUCGCCGAUUACGACCUCCAGAUUUCCCAUAUUCCAGGGGCCACUAAUGUCAUCGCCGACGCUUUCUCCUGGCUCCGAAACUCCGAUGCCCACGUCAACGCCCUCACCAUGAUGGUUCUCUCACCAAACACAGCUUUCCUGGAUGCAGUGGCUGAAGGGUAUGGGCAGGACCCAGUAAUGAGCAUUUGGAGGGAAGUAGACCGCUGCCAUCCGGGUGUCCGCACAGCCGAAGUCAACGGAGCACGGGGGGUCAGGACGGUGCUGACAUACGAGGACCGGCUCUGCAUUCCCGACGUACUCACCUUGCGAGAACAGUGCCUACAGGAAUGUCACGAUGCGAUGGGCCAUUUCGGGGUGGAGAAAACACUUGAACUAUUGCGUUGUAAGUACUUCUGGGAUGGUAUGGCUAGUGACGUAAAGGACUUUGUCAGCACUUGCCCAGCCUGUCAGACAUCCAAAGCUACCACCACUAAGCCUCCCGGACUACUACACUCAUUACCAGUUCCUCCCGCCAAAUUCUCCGACAUAGGCAUAGAUUUCGUGGGGCCACUACCGCAAUCACACAGCUUCGACUAUCUCAUCGUCAUUACCGAUCGCCUCACCGGCUGGGUCGCUCUCAUACCAACAGUCAUGACGCUCACGUCCUCCGCUUUUGCUCAACUCUACUACGACCACUGGGUUUCUAAAUAUGGGGUACCACAAUCCAUCGUCUCAGACCGCGAUAAGUUAUUCACUGCUGCGUCAUGGCGUCGGUUGAAUUCACUCCUGGGCACUAAGCUAAAGAUGUCCACAGCAUACCACCCCCAGACCGAUGGUAUAUCAGAACGAUCAAACAAGACAGUCAUCCAGAUCCUGCGAACCUGGACUGACGACCAAGGCCGAAAUUGGGCAGCCAACCUACAGCGGGUCGCCUUCGCAAUGAACAACACCAUCCGACGCUCAACCCACCACACCCCCGCCGAGCUCGUUUUCGGGAAACGCCUGUCACUCACUCCGCCGCUUCUCCCCUCAACAUCAGCUACGGACCAGUCCCUCGCCCAACCUACAGCCUCCGAAUGGGAUCUCGCUGCCCAACGCAUGGCCCUCGAAGAGGGCAUCGCUCGUGACGAACUGCUUCUCGCUAAGCAUCGGCAAAGUGUUCAAGCCAACAAGCAUCGUCGGCCGGACCCGGUCUACCGCCCGGGAGACAAAGUCUACUUGAACACAGCUGAGUUCCGUCACGAAUAUAAGACAGCCACUAACCGUUCUGCGAAGUUCAUGCCCCGUUGGGAAGGCCCCUUCACCAUCCUCAAGGCCUUUCCCGAGCAAUCACUCUAUGAAUUGGAUGUUCCCGUCACCUCAACACAGUCGACGCCUCGCCGCCAUGUUUCGCGCCUCAAGCCAUACCGGGAGUCCGAACAGUAUCACCAGCACGCGGUUCCUCGCCUACUUGACCACCCGGCUGUUUCCUCGCCACGCAUCCUCCAAAUCCUUGAAGACCGCACCCUCACCCCCAAGGGAAAUCAUCCAAAGGUCUAUUGUAAGAGGCUAGCCUCCGACCCAGUGACCCACGGUCACCACUUUCCCCAGCUUCUAAUUUCGAGCCACGUUUCAAUUUGCUUCCGCUUCUUCCUCCAAGUUGCGCGCGUCAAAUUGCAUCCGCGCUCCCUUUCCCAGGUCACGUGCUUUAUUUUUCCCCUGUUUCUCCGAGCCGCGUCUCAAUUUACUCCCGCUCCUUUCCUCCAAGUCGCGCGCGUCAAAUUGCAUCCGCACUCUCCCUCCCAGGUCACGUGCAUCAUUUUACUUCCGCUUUUUCUCUUCUUGCUUUCUCUUCCAUUUCUCGUCCUAAGUCCGAGUUUCUUGUCCGAUUUUUCAUGCCACAAGCCCCGGUGUUUACCGGGCUUUGGUCGUGACUGGUUUCGAGAGCGAAGGCAAAGUGCAUGGAAAGGUUGA